Molecule: messenger RNA, 750 nt
Organism: Effrenium voratum
Lineage: Eukaryota; Dinophyceae; Suessiales; Symbiodiniaceae
Source: the annotation of a GenBank genome assembly
AUGUCUCAAGCUGGUGGACAACGGCCUCCGGCCAACCGAAUGACACUGCAGACAUUCAAAGCGCGGCUCGGAGGAGCGACCAAAGGCUUCAAGCUCCUGAAAAAGAAGAGGGAUGCGCUGAAAGCUCGUUUUCAGGCGCUGCUCAAGGACAUUGUGGACACCAAGCUUAAGGUUGGAGAAGGCCUCAAGGAAGGUGCCUUUGCCUUGGCAAAAGCUCACUAUGCCAGCUCCGGGGACGACAUCGCUAGCUCGAUCAUCGAGAGGGCCAAGAAGCCCUCCUUGACCACCAAGAUGUAUCCGGACAACGUUGCAGGAGUGUCCAUCCCGGUCUUCAAGAUGCUUCGGGAUUCUUCGCAGGAAGCAGUGGCGCAAACUAUGGGUGUCGGAUCGGGUGGAGCAGUUUUGAGCGCAACCCGCGACACCUACCUCAAAGCAGUGGAAUGCAUUGUGCAGCUGGCCAGUCUGCAAACAGCAUUCCACACUCUCGACGAGGAGAUCAAGAUGACAAGCAGACGUGUGAACGCUUUGGAGUACGUCCUCAUCCCUCGCAUUGAGGAAAUUAUGCACUACAUCACGCAGGAGAUGGAUGAGGAGGCACGAGAGGAGUUCUUCCGGGUCAAGAAGGUGGUGGAGAAGAAGAAGAUCAAACUGGCCAAGGAGAAGGAGGCGAUGAUGCUCGCUGAUGCCACGGCUGCCAUCGAUGCACCAAGCAUGUUGCAGUCCAAGAAGGAUGCGGAUCUCGUGUUCUGA